This is a messenger RNA of Sander lucioperca (pikeperch), 2207 nucleotides long. RefSeq names its product ankyrin repeat domain 33Aa (gene ankrd33aa). Bases 426 to 1766 code for a protein of 446 amino acids. The record is from RefSeq and is a predicted model, not a curated record. The transcript has 6 exons. Gene Ontology annotation, molecular function: protein binding. Lineage: Eukaryota; Metazoa; Chordata; Actinopteri; Perciformes; Percidae.
UGUUGCCUGACUUAGGACAGCAGGGUCUAUGUUGGGACCUGGAGGGAUUGCCGGCUGAUGAAGCAACCUAACUGGCCAGUAGGAGAGAUAGAGGGAGGGGGAAGGCAUUCAGCCGGGGUCAGUUUGGGAAACUUAAACUUAACCAGUUUCUACCAAGAGCCAACAGGACAAAAGAAAGUCCAAUAUAUGAGGAUGGUUUAACCACCAAGAGCAAAUUCAAAAAGAGAGAAAAAAGAGAAGAGGACUAACCCAUGGCUGGAUUGUUUUAGGUGAACAAACACUGGCAAAAAACAUGUCGCACAGUCAGCUUAACCAUCUUGUAAAUCACAGACUUAAGGAUCAGCCGCUCCAAUAGGAGGGCAGAGAUAUGGGUGGUGUGCAGCAGACCUGACACCCAGGUGGGAUCCCAGGCAGAAGGGGGUCCAAUGGCCACUGCAAAUGAUGACCCCCACCUGGGCGAAGGCCCAUCUGAUGACUCAGAGAGCCUCCUGGAUGAUUCUGACUCAUGGAGUGUGCUUUCUGAAGACUCAGUGCUUCCCGACUAUGAAAUGGAUGAAAAGCAUACAGAGCCAGCUAAAACUUUGUAUGAGGCCUGCGUUAGGAAUCAGCCCACGUCCCUGCACAGGAUCCUGGAGAGAGGAGUCACUGAAGAUGAGGGCAUGGAACUUGACAUCAAUGGCAGGAAUGGACUGAUGCUGGCUGUGAGCAAGGGAUUCAUAGACAUUGUCACCAUGCUGCACACAUGUACAGUAAUAGACAUCAAUCACCAAGAUAAUGAUGGCAAUACUGCCCUCAUGAUUGCUGCCCAGGCAGGUUUCAUCAGCAUUCUGAACUAUAUCCUUAACUACUACUCUGGUGUGAACACCGAAGUCAGGGAUCCCCGUGGCUUCACAGCCCUCAUCAAGGCAGGCUUGCAGGGCCGAGAAGAGUGUGUGUCUGCCCUGCUAAUGCAUGGUGCAGAUAUGAAUGCAAUGGACCUGGUCCAAGCGAGAGGUCUAAAGGACUGGAUCCUUAGGACAGGAGGUUUUGAAACUCUUAACAGACUACGCCGUCUGCAGGCUCAUUCUGUCGCGGAGCAGUUCUGUGAAAGCUACAUUCCUGAGUGGCCUGAGCUUAAGCAAUUGGUAGAAAAGGCCACCACCACCAAAACAGGCUGUCAGGCGCUGAGGCAGCACUUAAAAGACAACUUUUCUUUCAGCUUCCCUCAAGACCCCCAAGACAAUGGAGUCAUGGACCAUAUGGUGCGUAUGACCACAGGCAUCCACAGCCCCCUGAUAGCCACUGGUUGUCGUCCACUCUGUCCCACAAGCCCCCCAGAGAUUGGCAAGCGACGGUUAGCCGUCUCUGAACUGCUUGAAAAGCACAGCAGCAAGGAGUUGGAGGAGAGCACAGUGUCCCACAGUAAAGGCUCCUUCACCACCUCAGCUUCUCCCACUGCUGUGUCAGCCUCCUCUGUAUCCCUGACAUCCUGCCGCCAGGACCCACCAUUAGGUGGCAUGAGAAGCUUCAUUCCCCACAGCAUAGCAAACAGGAACAGCAUCUUCCCCUCAGGCUGUAUUCCUAAGAUUGAAGUGACAAAGUCUGGGGAACCCACUCCAAAGAAAGAGAAAAAGAAGAAAAUGCAGAAGGGCUACCUGGAACCUCCUGUCUGGAAGUACAAAGAGGCCAAGGAGGAAAAAAAGAGGGAGAAGAAGCAGCAGGAGGAAAAGGAAAAAGACCGAGAGAAAAAACAGAAGGCGUCCAAACGUUCAUCAAGCCAAAAAUGAGGCAUUAUUCUCUUUUCCUCAGAGAAUUUCACUGUGAUAAAGUCAUGCAUGAGGGUUGAGCAUGUGAUUACAGUGAGUAACAGAAGACUAAGGAAUUGCAAAACAAGUUUGGAAGUGAGAAAUUGACAAUUGAAACACAUUAAUGGAUUUGAACUUUGGCUUGGGAUGAACAUGGGAAAAAUGUAGUGACUUGAAUUUGCUAGAUGUGAUGUAUUUUUCAGCAUUUUUGGAAAGCUGAAAAUUAUGUUUACCAAAUGUUAUUUGGAUUUGGAGAUAUACAGUGACAUGUCUUAGCAUGGCUGACUCCUACCUCAUGAACAAUGACAUUAUUUUGACUCGAAAACACUGUCCAUCCGUGAGGAUUUUAAUUGUCUGUGUAUUGUGAAUAAUUUCGAAGUAGCGUGCCAUCAUGGUAUUCAACUGCAAAAUAAACCAAAUAAA